UCGACUGACAGGCUAAUCUUUCUUUUUGAGUGCACCCAUGUGUGGCCUUACACUCCACACUUUCUUUUUGGUGGGGGUGACCUGAUUCCCAAGGCAACUGUUGCCACCGCAAAACACUCGGUGAAUGCACAGGCAAGUCACAGUUAAUUUCUAACCAGCACAGUACAAUUUAUUAUUUACAUUUGGAGUUGUUAUGGUUUUAAUGCCAAUUAAGAAUAGACAUUUUAAGAAGAUAAACUGCUGCUUUUGACACUUCAGAAAGUUUAAUUCUGCACAAAGACUGGACUUCUCUGGUGGCCAACAGAAGAAACAGCUUGAAGUACAAAAUGAAACUACCGGCCAUCUCUAUAGCUUCCACACCAGUGUGUAUUCCUCACAACACACCUCCUGCCCGGCAGAGUAGAGGCCUGGUAGUCACUCCCAUGACAUUUCCCGUCAUCUCAGACUCUGCCCGACUGUGCACUAGCAAUCAGAGUAUUCCGAGACUGAACCCGUUACAUCCACCUUUGGUCCAUAAACGCACUGUCAGUCUGGAGACGCCAGCUGUUCACCACCACAAUCACCAGAGGACACUAAUCAUGCAACGAAGAGAGCAUUACAGGUAUCAUCAAGUGUGGCGAAAACCCUUUUAUGGAACCAGCAGUGAGAGCGAAGAGUACAGGAAGGAGUUGCGAGAGCAGCUACAGAGACAGAUAGAGGAGAAAUAUGCAGCACUGAAGCUGCAGCUGGCCAGUAAAGUGAAGGAAGCAGAAUAUGUCCGUGAAGUGGACCGUCUCGCCCUGUCCACUGAAAGAGAGCAAAGGAUCCAACACAGCAAAGCAAUGACAGCGUACAGAGAUGAGAACAAGAGGCUAAUGGAGGAGAGCUGGAGGGACAGUGCACUAACGCGCUCCCUGGAGGUCCUGAAGGAGAGAGAGCUGCUACGCCUUAACCCCAUUAACUGGAGUGGAACCUUGAAAUAGGCUGAACCUAAACAUUCAGAGUCAAAUGUCUCAUUGUAGCACGAGUCUCUGUAGCAUGAGUGUCAGAUCAGAUGCAAAUGAGAGCAUACAAAUGCCACAUACUGUACUGUAUGUAGUACAUGUACAGUGGGUACGGAAAGUAUUCAGAGCCCCUUAAA
Molecule: messenger RNA, 1120 nt
Organism: Monopterus albus (swamp eel)
Lineage: Eukaryota; Metazoa; Chordata; Actinopteri; Synbranchiformes; Synbranchidae
Exons: 6
Coding region: 327-962 (211 amino acids)
Source: RefSeq, a predicted model, not a curated record